AUGACUUCCAAAGGGCAGGAAGAACCCGUUCCCUCCUCUGAGAGUAGAGAAGAGGUACAGCCACAGAGUGUGAUCUCGAGAGUGACCAACCUGCCUUUGGUGAGCUCUACCUAUGACAUGGCCGUCUCUGCAUAUGCCUCGACCAAAGAGAACUACCCCUCUGUCAAAGCAGUCCUGGAUUUGGCUGAGAAAGGAAUGAAGCAAAUCUCUGAUGUGGCUGCUACUAGAGCUCAGCCUCUUUUGAUGAAUUUUGAACCUCAGGUUUCAGCGGCAGGUCAAUACGCUUCAAUGGGCCUGGACAAGUUGGAGGAGAAGCUGCCAAUUCUUCAUCAGACAGCCAACCAGGUUAUUGCUGAUACUCAAGAAGUGGUGUUGUCGAAAGUAGCUGGUGCCAAAGAAGCUGUAACCAAGGCUGUCCAGAGUGGUAAGGAAAUGGUGUUAGAAACAAGAAUGGGCAAGAUGGCCUUGAGUGGAGCAGAAGUGAUGCUGGAAAAGUCGGAAGAGUUGCUGGACCACUUUCUCCCAAUGAUGAGUGAAGAGCUAGCUGAGCUUGCAGAUUCUGCACCAGUAGGGAUGGACACAGCUUCUGAGAAUCAGGGCUACUUUGUGCGUCUUGGCUCCCUGUCAAGUAAGCUCCGUCACCGUGCCUACCAGCAUGCUGUAGUUAAGGUGAAGAUGGCUAGGGAUAACAUCAAAGACGCUUUCUCUCGGCUGCAUCAGUAUAUUGGGCAGAUAGAGCGUACAAAGGAAGAUGUUCUCCAGGAAGGCCAGAAGAACCUGUCUCAGGUAGAAACUCAAAUCUUGGACACGUCUUCCCGUAUUGCCCAACAGCUGAAGAGGACAUUCAAGAACCUUAUUGCCAACAUCGAAGGCCUGCCUAGCAACCUUCAACAUAACAUGCAGCAGGCAUAUUUCAAUAUGGAGGAGCUCCAUGUGUCUUUUGCCAGUGCUCAGUGUUUCCAUGACCUCUCAAGCAGCAUUCUAAGUCAAAGCCAAGAGAAUGCUCUCAAGGCCCAGGAUUAUGUGGAGGAUGUUCUGGAAUACGUGGUCAAUAACACUCCAUUGUCUUGGCUUGUAGGUCCACUUGCUCCUGGACUCAACCAAUCAGGAGAUGUUGCCAAGCCCACAAGAUCCAAUGAUGGGCAAGAAAAGGCUCUAAAAGCAUCUGAGCGAAAGGAGAAUCUGUGA
This is a messenger RNA of Eublepharis macularius, 1188 nucleotides long. Its product is annotated as perilipin-3-like. The record is from RefSeq and is a predicted model, not a curated record. Gene Ontology annotation, cellular component: lipid droplet; cytosol. Gene Ontology annotation, biological process: positive regulation of triglyceride storage; lipid storage. Bases 1 to 1188 code for a protein of 395 amino acids. NCBI's taxonomy places the organism in Eukaryota, Metazoa, Chordata, Lepidosauria, Squamata, Eublepharidae. The transcript has 7 exons.